AUCGGCCGUAUGCAAACACACUCUCUAUCCGGUCGCCGAGUAGACUAGGACCGCUUUGCCCACUAAUGCCUCUCAAAUGCAUCUUGGGACUGGAGAAUCGAGUUUGGACGUGUCGUAAUUUUAAAAGAGAAUUCGCGCGUGCUGAAACGACAAGGCCAAUUUUAAGUUGAGCCGAGAGAGUAGGAGAAAUAGAAAACGCUGGUUGCGGCUGCUGAGCGUGGCACUUUGCAGAAUGGGCUUGAUGGCUAUCAUCUGGUUGGUCGCGGCUCUGAUUGUUCAGCAAAGUUUCUGCGAGUCGUCAUCAAAUAACGGCAGCGCGACCACGCAGAAUGUACGGCGGGUGUGCAGGGCGAGGGACGCGAUUCUGCCGCCCCACUUGUUCGCACUGCACACCUGCGCCCUGUGCUACACAUACAUGAUGCCGGCCGCCUUCAGGGAACCAGCCCGGCCGCAAUUCCACCCAGGCCAGAAUAAUGUCCUCAAACUGUUGCCACCGCGCCACAAUGAAAGUGUCUUCGCCGACGCCAGUGACGACGCCAAUCCUCUCCUGCAAACUUUCAGCGGCGAGUUGGCCAAGAAGAAGUGGCUCGAGUGCUGCAACAACGCGCGCAUCUGCUGCGACACCAUUCUGGCCAACGUCUCCACCACCCCUGCGGGGUGGUGUCCGCGCACAUGGGAUGGCUGGAUGUGUUGGGGCGACUCGACACCGUCCACCAUGCAGUAUAAUUCUUGUCCUACCUUCAUCGCACUCACCUCCGAGCCACCUUCUUGUAUGCAAGCAAGUAAGAUGUGUUUAUCAGACGGGACGUGGUUCCGCUCGCAAGAAACUGGGGCAGAGUGGACCAACUACUCGACCUGCAGCACCGUCCAAGGCCACCAGAACAGAGCCUACAUUAGUUUGGCAGCCUUUGGGGUGAGCGUCGUUGCCCUUGUACCAGCACUAGUGAUUUUUUCCAUCUACAGGCAGCUUAGAGUGCCGAGGGUCGCUUUGCAUAGACACCUGUUCACGUCGCUGCUGCUGAACGCAAUCGCGGUGAUCGUCUUCAAAGGCAGCUUCCUCAUCCCCGCGACGACGCAAGGCUCUCUUAUUACAAAGGACGGCCUCUUCUGCAAAACGCUCAUAAUGGUAACUAAGUACUUCAGAGUUUCCAAUUACAUGUGGAUGUUUUGCGAGGGCUUUUACCUCCACCGACUGAUCGCCGCCGCUUUUGUUGAGGAGACCAGCUUGCUGAUUUUCUACUUGAUUGGAUGGGGCUUGCCGGUGGUGGUUGUGGCCUCGUAUUUCGGCGCUAUCAUUUUCCACGUGCCCUCUCUGGACGUUAGCGAGUGCUGGUCCUUUCCGGACUACGACUGGGUCCUCUACGCGCCCUGCCUCCUCUCGCUGGCCAUCAACUUCCUCUUCCUCAUCGACAUCAUCCGCGUCCUGUGGCUGAAACUUCGCGCCCGCCACGCCCAAGAGCCUUCCCAGUACAGGAAAGCCGUAAGAGCGACUCUUGUGCUGGUGCCUCUCUUUGGUCUCCACCUGUGUUUAACUAUGUACCGACCGCCCAGCGGGUCCUGCAGCGGCCUCUUCAUACAGAUUUACAACGUGGCAGACUACUUGCUUGACGGACUACAAGGGUGUUUUGUUUCCCUCAGCUUCUGCUACUUUAGUGGAGAAGUCCAGUACUUGGUGAAGAGGUCCUAUCAAAGAUUCGUCCAGAGGCAUAGGCCAAAUUUAACUGCAGCUUCUUGGCUCUCGGCAGACGCCAACCAGCAAAACCAAAUGAACUCACAGACAACCAUGUCCCUGGCCGAGCCUGUGGCUUCCAACAGGAGGGGCACCAGAUACUCAUGCCCGACUGUUGAGAGGACCGCCAAGAACGACACUCUUUUUUAAUUUAUUUAUGUGCUCAUUGACUGAAAAUACUCACAUUACCAAAGAAAAUAUAAGUAAUUGUUCAUAAUUAUAAGUAUGUGAAUAAUUGUGCUGAAUGUCAUGUUGAUUGUUGAAUAAAAA
Neocloeon triangulifer is the source of this 1999-nucleotide messenger RNA. RefSeq names its product calcitonin gene-related peptide type 1 receptor-like. Lineage: Eukaryota; Metazoa; Arthropoda; Insecta; Ephemeroptera; Baetidae. The coding region runs from base 233 to 1879 and encodes 548 amino acids. The record is from RefSeq and is a predicted model, not a curated record. Gene Ontology annotation, molecular function: G protein-coupled peptide receptor activity. Gene Ontology annotation, biological process: cell surface receptor signaling pathway; adenylate cyclase-modulating G protein-coupled receptor signaling pathway. The transcript is spliced from 11 exons. Gene Ontology annotation, cellular component: plasma membrane.